AUGUCUGACGCCGGGUACACGUUGAUUUACGAGCCCAACACGGCGGCCAAAUCGUCGGUCAAUGAGUUGAAAACAUUAUUGGAAAAGUCCAAGGAUGACGUGAAAAUCGCCACCAUGAAGCGCAUCAUCAUUGCGGUGCUUAAUGGUGACUCCAUGCCAGACUUGUUGAUGCACAUUAUCCGUUUUGUUAUGCCCUCGAAGAACAAAGAAUUGAAGAAGUUGUUAUAUUUUUACUGGGAGGUUUGUCCGAAGUUGGAUGAGCACGGCAAGAUGAGACAUGAGAUGAUUCUUGUAUGUAAUGCUAUCCAGCACGACUUGCAGCACCCUAAUGAGUAUAUUAGAGGCAACACUUUGCGGUUUUUGUGCAAGUUGAAGGAGCCUGAGUUGUUGGAGACUUUGGUACCUAAUGUGCGCCAGUGUUUGCUCCACCGCCACGCGUACGUGAGAAAGAAUGCCGUUUUCGCUCUUUACUCGAUCUUCAAGGUGUCGGACCACUUGAUUCCUGAUGCUCCAGAGUUGAUUUACGGCUUUUUGGCCGAGGAGUUUGACUCUGUAUGUAAAAGAAACGCAUUUGUUUGUUUGGGCGAAUUGAACAGAGAUGCAACCUUGCAAUACAUCCAGGAGAACAUCUCUGCCAUCGAGACUUUGGAUCCUAUUUUGCAAUUGGCGUUUGUGGAGUUCAUCAGAAAGGAUUCGUCUUCAUCUGCCUCUUUGAAGCUGCAGUAUGCUCAAUUGAUCACUGAAAUUAUCGAGUCCUCCUCAAACGUAGUGGUUUAUGAGUCUGCUGUCACCUUGACUGUUUUGUCCUCGUCUUCUCAAUCUAUUUUGUUGGCUGGUACUAAGUUUGUUGACUUGGCUACUAAGGAGGCUGACAACAAUGUCAAGAUUAUCACUUUGGAACGUAUCAACGAGUUGAACAAACAAUAUCCCGGUGUUUUGCAAAGUUUGUCCUUGGAUAUCUUGGGCGUUUUAUCCACCCAAGACAUUGAUGUUCGUAGGAAGGCUCUUGAUGUGACUCUCCUGCUUGUCACCAGCAGAAACGUCGAGGACGUUGUGAAGUUGUUGAAGAAAGAGUUGCUGAGAUCUUCUACCACCAGUGAAGACAAGAGCUCUGAAUAUAGACAGCUUUUAAUUAACGCGAUUCACCAGCUCGCCAUUAACUUUGGCGAGGUGGCUACCAACGUCAUUGACUUGUUGUUGGAGUCUAUUGGCGAUCUUUCCACGAGUGCCGCCUAUGAUGUCGUGACUUUUGUGAAGGAAGCGGUUGAGAAGUUCCCAGAGUUGAGGGAGCCAAUCAUCCACAAAUUGAUUAAGAGCUUACCUGAUGUCAAAUCGGGUAAAGUUUUCCGAGGUGCAUUGUGGAUCUUGGGUGAGUACUCUGCUGACGAUAGUUCUGUGAAGGAAGCCUGGAAGUUUAUCAGAUCUAGCAUCGGCGAGGUUCCUAUCUUGGCCAGCGAAAAGAAGAACUCAGAGCCUAAGGAUCAAGAAAACGAAGAAAAUGGAGACGACGUGGUCUCCAAGCCUAAGAAGGGCCCAGUCGUCCUUCCAGAUGGUACUUACGCCACAGAGAAUGCUUUGACUGCAGAGGUUAACAAUUACGAAGAUGAAGAUGCAGCUCGUAUUAGAAAACUCAUUUUGGCAGGUGACUUUUACUUGGGUGCCGUUUUGUCUUCUACGUUGGUCAAGCUUGUAUUGAGAUUGACUCAAAUCCAAACUGCCGAGAAGUUUGUGAAUGCAUUGAAAGCAGAGGCAUUGUUGAUUAUGGUGUCUAUUUUGAGAGUGGGAGAAUCUACUUAUGUUUCUAAGAAAAUCGACGAGGAUUCCGCUGACAGAAUCUUGGCCUGCAUCAAGUUCUUGACAGACGACGAAGAUAACCAGUUGAUCGCCCAGGGAUUUUUGGAGGACACUAAGGAUGCAUACAAAGCACAGAUCAUCAGCGAGCAGAAGAAGAAGUCGAAGGCUGAAGCAAAGGACUUCCACGAAAACGCUGAGCAAAUUGACGAUGCGAUUAUUUUCAGACAAUUCGAAAAGAACAAUUCUGCUGCGAAACGCGAUUCCGAUGAUGUCCUUUUGGCUUCUGGUGCCACUGCCAAGACUGAAGAAUUGUCUUCUAGAUUAAACAAGAUAUUGCAGUUGACUGGAUUCUCUGACCCAAUCUAUGCUGAGGCUUACGUAAAGGUACAUCAGUUCGAUGUCACAUUGGAUGUGUUGUUGGUCAACCAGACUACCACCACGUUGAGAAACUUGUCGGUGGAGUUUGCCACUCUUGGUGACUUGAAGGUUGUGGACAAGCCAGCCACAGCUAACAUUGGUCCACAUGGAUUCCACAAAAUUUCCGUCACAGUGAAGGUGACAUCAGCGGACACGGGUGUCGUGUUUGGUAACAUCGUUUACGACGGACAGCAUUCCGACGAGUCUACCAUUGUCAUCUUGAACGAUGUGCAUGUUGACAUCAUGGACUACAUUAAGCCAGCCACAUGUACGGAAAGCGUUUUCCGCAAGAUGUGGAACGAGUUUGAGUGGGAGAACAAGAUCACCAUUAAGUCGCAAAUGGGUUCUUUGAAGGAGUACUUAGAAGAAUUGAUGGCUGGUACAAACAUGAACUGCUUGACGCCUGGUGCCAUUGUUGGAGAGGAGUGCCACUUUUUGGCAGCAAACUUGUAUUCUCGUUCUUCAUUUGGAGAAGAUGCAUUAGCCAAUUUGUGUAUUGAGAAGCAGGCCGAUGGCCCUAUCAUUGGUCAUGUCAGAAUAAGAUCGAAGGGCCAGGGUUUGGCUUUGUCGCUAGGAGACCGGGUUGCAUCUAUUUCGCGUAAGAACAAGGUGUCUGAGGUUUCCAAGGUCUAG
Sungouiella intermedia is the source of this 2844-nucleotide messenger RNA. Lineage: Eukaryota; Fungi; Ascomycota; Pichiomycetes; Serinales; Metschnikowiaceae. The record is from the annotation of a GenBank genome assembly.